This is a messenger RNA of Rhagoletis zephyria (snowberry fruit fly), 1131 nucleotides long. The record is from RefSeq and is a predicted model, not a curated record. Lineage: Eukaryota; Metazoa; Arthropoda; Insecta; Diptera; Tephritidae.
AUGUCUUGGCUUCCCUUCUGCCCUUGUCAGCUGUGGAAGACAAUUCUAUCGCUGUUAAGCCUACAGAAUCUACUCUUCUUUGGCCUUUUUGUGCUGGGAGUCAUCGUCAUACUGAUCAUCGUCUCUCGACUCACUUCUGAUCGGCUCCCAAACAUUGCCAUCUACAAAUCGGAACGCUACUAUUUCGAUCCUCAGUCUGGUGAACGGCAUCCACUUCCUCAACUCGGGACGACUCUGCUCUCCAAAGCCACGCCCACAUAUUCCGACUUAAGUCCUGCAACGCUCUACCUUUCCGUAAUCGUUCCCGCGUACAAUGAAGAAACGCGCCUGCCGGUCAUGCUCGAUGAAGCUUUCGGGUAUCUCGAAUCACGCAAAUGUCGCUAUGAACUAAUAGUUGUGGAUGAUGGCUCAACAGAUCGGACAACUGAAGUUGCUCUUGACUAUGUACAAAAGUACGGCUCAGAGAAGAUUCGCGUUAUAACACUGGAAAAAAAUCGCGGCAAAGGUGGUGCGAUUCGCAUUGGAAUCCUUGCGGCUCGUGGCGAGUUUUGCCUCUUUGCCGAUGCUGAUGGGGCCACCAAGUUUGGUGAUGUAAAAAAACUUGAAGCGUUUAUUUUUGCAAAGAAGCAAGCUCAUUCAGAGAAAGAAUCUACUAAUGAGAGUAGCAGUUGGGAUCCAUCGGAACACUCUAUCGCUAUUGGCUCACGAUCUCAUCUCGCCGCCGAAUCAAUCGCCCGACGCUCUGUAUUCAGGACUCUGUUGAUGCACGGCUUUCAUUUAGGAGUGAGGCUGCUGACCGUCCGAACAGUAAAGGAUACGCAGUGUGGAUUCAAGCUGAUGCCACGAAGAAUUGCACACAUUCUCUUUACGCACACUCACAUUGAACGUUGGGCAUUUGAUGUGGAGGUUCUUCUUCUUGCUGAGCGGCUCAAGAUACCCAUUGGCGAAAUUCCCGUCAGGUGGACUGAGAUUGACGGAUCCAAACUGGUGCCCUUCUUUUCCUGGCUUCAAAUGGGAAAAGACGUGUUUCUCAUCUUCUGGAUGUACGCUACAGGAGCGUACCAAUACCCCACUCCCCCUUUCGAUGGCCCAAUUCACAGUCUAAGUCGCAGUACCAAGAAAUCUCGCUAA